GGGCGAGAAUGGAAAUACCAUACUCUUCCUAAAGCAAAUAAUUCGUAAAUUCAACCCAUCUGAUUGUCUGAUGGGCCGUGAAGAUCCAAUGAACAAAGUUUGGAGCUUUAUGGACAACAAUCACGGCCAACCCACUCUUUGAUCGUUUUCCUUUUGUACUUACUGUUGGAACAUGGAACCAGACCUAAAACGAGGGACGAGGAUGGCCUUUCUACUGAACCGGACCUCCAUUGCUUCUCACUUCCGAUCUCGUUCUCCGCUCAAGUCAGAGGACGCGCUUCCUUCUUCGCGUCGUGGAUUCCACAUCGAACUAGGGCCUCGUGAGAAAGCUCUCUUGGCAGAGGACCCUGCACUUAAGCGGUUCAAAUCUCAUAAAAAGACUGUGCGGGGACUGAAAAGAGUUGGUGAUGUCCUCACCAUCGUUGUUGUAGCAGGAUGUUGCUAUGAAAUCUUCGUUAAGGCAGUAAUGCGAGAAGAAGCUAGAAGACAGGCAACAGCUGCGAGUGGAGGUGCACAAUGAAGUUUAUAACUUUUUGAUGUUUCAUUUUUCUUUUUUGGAAUCAACAAUAUAUGGUUUUGCAUCAGAAUUAAUAAGUAGAACACAUGUUAUGAGAAAUGCUUGACCUUGAAAGCUUCUGUUCUUCUGAUCUCUGUUGAAAUUUAGUGAAAUAUUUUUUUCUGAAUAUUAUAGUUAUGAGGUGGGGAUGUGUGCCU
Messenger RNA from Tripterygium wilfordii, 714 nucleotides. Its product is annotated as succinate dehydrogenase subunit 7B, mitochondrial-like. The transcript has 4 exons. Bases 173 to 520 code for a protein of 115 amino acids. The record is from RefSeq and is a predicted model, not a curated record. Lineage: Eukaryota; Viridiplantae; Streptophyta; Magnoliopsida; Celastrales; Celastraceae.